Messenger RNA from Clonostachys solani, 1536 nucleotides. Lineage: Eukaryota; Fungi; Ascomycota; Sordariomycetes; Hypocreales; Bionectriaceae. The record is from the annotation of a GenBank genome assembly.
AUGGCAGACUCCAAAUCCCCCCUCGAGUCGGAGGACCCUUCGUUCGAGCCGGUUAGACCCCAGCCCUCCGGCAGUUGGUUCUCCUCUGCUUUCGGCGGCCCAAAUGUCCUAAUUGGUCCCCGUAUUGAGCCUGUCGCGACCCAUUUGCUCAAGAACGCCGCCGAGAUCGAAUCCGACUCCGCCAAUGACAUCGUGGGGAAGCAGCUUGCUUCGGAAGAAGGAAAUGGCAUUCAGUACAGAACCUGCAGCUGGCAGAAGACGGCCGGAUUACUGUUCAGCGAAUACAUCGUGCUCUCCAUCAUGUCGUUCCCAUGGAGCUACUCGCUGCUCGGUCUCGUCCCCGGCCUUAUCCUCACCGUCGUGUGUGCCGGCCUGGUGCUCUACACUAGUCUCAUUGUGUGGGAGUUCUGUCUGAGACAUCCCGAGGUCAAGGAUGUCAGUGAUAUCGGUCAGAUGCUUUGGUGGAACAAGCGUUGGGCUUGGUGGUGGACUGCAUCCAUGUUCUUGCUCAACAACACCUUCAUCCAAGCCCUCCACGUCCUUGUGGGAGCCAUGUACCUGAACACCAUGACCGAAGCCGAUACGAUUCACGCAUGCCGAACGGUCGCUUUCGCGGUUGUCGUCACCGCCCUGAGCUGGCUCGGCUCCCUGCCCCGAACCUUCGAGAUGCUGUCCAAGCUGGGCUUCGGAUCCGCCUUCUUCACGUUCAUCUCCGUUUUCCUGGCCACUGUUUUUUCCGGUGUCCAGGGAAAGCCCGCCGGCUACCCUUCGUUGGGUGAACCCGUCUGGUCUGUUUGGACACCGAGCACUACGACUCUUGUUUCGGGCAUGUCGGCCUUUAUGAACAUGAGCUACACCUUCAUUGGCCAGACCACCCUCCCCAGUUUCAUCGCAGAGAUGCGUGAGCCUCGUGAUUUUCCCAAGGCUCUUUGGGCUUGCACCAUUGCUGAAAUCAUCACAUUUUCCAUCGUCGGUUCCAUCAUCUACGUUUACACUGGGGAGCAGUACAUGACUGCUCCUGCUUUUGGUGUUCUGACCGACACCUACAAGAAGGUUUCAUACUCCUUCAUGGUCCCCACCAUCAUUUUCGUGGGAUGUCUGUAUGCUUCCGUCUCUGGACGCUUCGUCUUCUUCCGCAUGUUCCAGGACUCGAAGCACCUCACAGAACACACCAUCAAGGGUUGGCUCUACUGGGGAGGCGUCUUGCUUAUCAGCUGGAUCGCCUCGUUCAUCAUCGCGGAGGUCAUUCCAUUCUUCUCCUCCCUUCUUUCCGUCAUGUCCUCCCUCUUCAACUGCUGGUUCGGCUUCAUUUUCUGGGCCCUCGCCUACUUCCGCAUGCGCAAUGCCGACCAGAAGGCCGGCCUCGAGCGAAACCGCAUCCUGGAUUAUGUGUCCGUGGUCUUCAACACCAUUCUCGUUUUGAUCGGCGUUCUGUUCCUCACUCUCGGUACCUAUGUCAGUGUGCAAGGUAUCAUCGACCAGUUCGAGGCAGGCACCGUCGGUGGAGUUUUUACAUGCAAGAGCAAUGGUCUCUAA